ACGUGAUACACAGCAAGACAACCAUUAUAGCUCAAAUGUAAGCUAAUGCAAAAUACAAAUGCAUAGUUAAGGAUAUACAAUGAAGAUUGUCACACACGAAGACGAAAUUGAUAAACUAGAAAAUGAAGUAAGAAGAAGAUUGGCUAUUGUUAGCGGUUUACUAAAACUCAGAAAUGUGCAGAACGCAGAAAUAUAUGUGGAACAUUUCAAAAAAGCAAAAUUACAAUUUGAUGAAAUUGCACAAUAUAUAGCAGAAGUACAACAAAAGGUGGACCAUGAAUUAGCAUUGCUGCACCAAGUAGAUGGAGUAGUACAAGCACACGAAUUGCAACAAAAGGUUAUAAAAGAAGUAGAAAAACAAAUACAAACCUCUGAAGCAAUCAAAGCAAUUAGCGAAUUGAGACAUUCAGCAACUGUAACCAAAAAUGAAAUGUUACAAAAAACAGGAAACAAGGACACACACAGUUACAACAAAGGAGUAAAUAGCUUCAAUGUGCAUACAGCGAACAAAAAUAAUUAUGCAGUACGCGCAAAAGUAUGUAACAACGUGCCAGGAAGUUACUCUAAAAAUAGAGAUACCUUUAAUAAGUACAUCCUAUGACCAGAGAUCUCUCCUGAAAUGAAGCCAUAAACACAUAAUAUAACUAAUU
Molecule: messenger RNA, 650 nt
Organism: Babesia bovis T2Bo
Lineage: Eukaryota; Apicomplexa; Aconoidasida; Piroplasmida; Babesiidae
Exons: 1
Coding region: 80-601 (173 amino acids)
Source: RefSeq, a predicted model, not a curated record